This is a messenger RNA of Hylaeus anthracinus, 2489 nucleotides long. RefSeq names its product anaphase-promoting complex subunit 15-like. Gene Ontology annotation, cellular component: anaphase-promoting complex. NCBI's taxonomy places the organism in Eukaryota, Metazoa, Arthropoda, Insecta, Hymenoptera, Colletidae. The transcript has 4 exons. The coding region runs from base 120 to 506 and encodes 128 amino acids. The record is from RefSeq and is a predicted model, not a curated record. Gene Ontology annotation, biological process: regulation of mitotic cell cycle spindle assembly checkpoint.
UUUAUACGCGUUGUUUGUGCGUACUUUCCGCGCAUGCUCGAUGGUUGUGUAUUUUUCAUAUUUUGACAGGUAUUGUAACAGUUCUUCUUGUUUUUGUUAAAUAUCGCAUAUAUUUCGUCAUGCCUGUUAUGCCAUUAUGGCCGAAUUUGCAACCCAGAGCGACAGAUCCUCUUUGGUUUAAUGCGGACAGGCCAUGCGACGACGAGAGCGAGGUAGCUGCUCUUGAAGCGGAACAUCAAGCAUGGAGAGAACAUGUUCGAGUGCAAGGGUACGAUCAUAUUCCGAUUGGCAAAACUGUUAGUGAAUUUAGGGGAUCAAUAGAAGAGGAGGAAGAGGAAGAAGAGGAAGAAGGCGAAGGAGAAGAGGAAGAGGAAUCAGACACCCAUGAAGAGGAGGAAGAAGAAUUGGAUGAAAUCGAUAUGGAAGUGAGCUAUUCACACCAACAACAGAGAUCAAGUCCAACGGACACUGUGACCGAUCCAGUGUCCAUCAGAAUGGAAUUUUAAACACUGCUACAUUAUGAAAACACGAUGAAUUCAGCUGCUCAAGCAUUCCCAUCGCUAGUACAAGCGUCAUUAUUAUGAAUAGUCAGCGUUUUCGAUUCACCGUGUGUUCGGUCAAGGACCCCGCCAACAUUCGAUCCAACGAGGCGAGCCGGACAACGGAAAUUCUGCGUCACCGAAAAAUUACGCGAAACAAGAAACGUGGACGCUGAAAAUUUGUGUAACGGCGUCAACGGAAAACAUGGCAACGAGUGAAAAAGAAGAGUACUCUGGGGGAUUUAUUUCUAGUGAAUGAAUCAACCAUUUUUUAAAAAUAUCUAGUACAUGUUUAUAGAAUGCUUUAACAAUGUUUUAUAAGUAUCGAUCUAGUAUGUCUAGUAAAGAACUUCCCGCACCCCGAGAUAAGCUGUUGGAUAGGUAAACAUUUAUGUUCUAAACAAUCUGUUAACCACGUGUGACUCUGAAAUCACCUAUCUAUUAUUUACUUUACACAUAAUUGAACAUAAUUUGAAUUGUGCAGAUCGAAAAUUCGAAGAUCGUACAGUUUUGAAAAUAUCUAGCGGUCCAGUUUGAGAAACAUGGUCUCGUUUCUACUCGUCUGUCGAUGGGACACGUUCCGCGAAAACUACCAGCUACGUCAAUUCUUGGUCUAUUUGAAUGAAAUUUUCUGAGUAUACCAUUGAAAUCCAAGUUUUUCAGAUAAUGUAAAAAGAAGCUCGAUUCUUUUAAAAGCUGUUACCACGGCGGUCUCUAUGAUGUACGAACGCUUGGCAUAAAUCAGAUGCCGCGAAGUGGAGUUUUCAACGUACUUUGGUGCAGGAAAUUUCGUUUGGCGUCGCGUGGAUAUCGUAAGGUCGGUAUCGAAGUAUAAAAUUUCCUUCAAAGACCGAUCCAUGGCUCGUCGAAAGCGAUCGAAUACACAAGGGCUUGGCCCCUGUCCCUUUCUCUCCCAGUGUCUCGAUCUUUCUCUUUGGAGAACGGGGCAAGUCGGUACCCCGCCUCGCUCGUAAAGGGCCAUGGAACCGCAUCAUGCUCGACCGGGACACUCUCUGUACACUCCGUAUACCCACCUAUACUAGGUGUAAGUACACGCGAGAAUGUAUUAUAUACCUAUAUACAGCGCCGGCUCUCUCGGCGUGUAACUGAAGUAAAGCCAGGUUGGUGCCCCCGCUAGGGUGAACGAACGGGUACGCUCAGGCAAAAGCGAACCCGUGCGCCUCCUCCACCUCCUCCUUCUCUUUCUCCGCCACCUCCUCCUCUAUGCAACGACCUCCGUCUCCUCCUCGGCUGAGAGAUCCUCGCCACUGAUGUCACAGCGGAAUUGCAAAUUUUUUUCCCCGAAUACUGUCGUCCGUUAGGGAGAGCAAAACGCGACCAACGACACACCGGUGUGUUGUGGUGAAAUUUUUAUCGAACCCGUCCAACGACAGCUACCAAGUCAUUUUCGCGAUUUUUCCUCGGACACGGUCCGCGAACCUCGAACGUUGCGCGGGUCGAACAUAGGGAUGAGCAUAGUAUCGAUGCUUGUUAGAGACGAGUUGCCAAAAUCGCGUAACAAUUAAGCCAUUUUAUUUUGUAUUUGUUACGUAAUAGUAAUUUGUACGCGAAUUAAUGUUGCAACUUGUAGCUUGAACAUAGAGGCCAACGUACACUGGAGAAUCAUAGAUAAUGUAAAUAUGGUUGAUAUUAUAAGCUUCACUCUUGGGACAAUAACAAAUUUUCUGUUCUUUUUUCGUCUUCCAUAACUUUCGUGAACUCCCAAUAUACAUUUUAAACAGCGGAUCAUGUUUUCCGCAUGUGUCACAUAAUGUAUGCGAUAAGCUGGAUUUGUGGUAGCGAACAUGUUCAGCUCGAGUUCAUAAAUUUUACUGGAUUUAAGCUUUAUAAUAAUUGUAUUCUGUGCACAAAGUGUAUGUGAAAUAUUCGAAAAUUAACUCAGUUUCAUAAACAUACACGAGUGUAAAAUAAAACACGAAGUUUAAAUAU